Chlamydomonas reinhardtii is the source of this 2792-nucleotide messenger RNA. RefSeq lists its product as uncharacterized. The record is from RefSeq and is a predicted model, not a curated record. Lineage: Eukaryota; Viridiplantae; Chlorophyta; Chlorophyceae; Chlamydomonadales; Chlamydomonadaceae. Bases 632 to 1909 code for a protein of 425 amino acids. Gene Ontology annotation, cellular component: ubiquitin ligase complex; cytoplasm. Gene Ontology annotation, molecular function: protein binding. The transcript has 2 exons.
AAGAACAACAAUGCCCCCGCGGCCUAUUUCGCAACUCACGACCUGUAGGCUUGCCACCAGCGAUGAAAUUCUCGGCUUUGCGGUGCGGCCAAGACAGCCUGUUGCCGCAGACUCCAUAAUUGAAUGGGAGUCUGUGAUAGCUGUGUCUCAAGAUCUCAGACCGCUCGUCGGAGCGGGCAGGCGAGCGGAAUUCUUCCUAGGCGUUGCGGUGGACGGGCCGGUGGCGGGGCCGGGGCUGCCGCCUUUGUUUACUGGCGAAUAUGAUACACUGAGGGCGCCGGUUUGGGACUCUUGGAGCUCCUCCUUGUAUUUCAAGUACCAUAGCGCGGUGCUUCGGCUGGUGGGCAGUGAGGCGCGGCAUGUGGCAGGCCGAAUCCGGGGCCAAGUCCGCCCGGGCGAAUCCCACUUUGAAGACACACGCGGCCUCCUGGUGUCCGACGGCUUUGGCAGUCUCUAUUGCAGCAAUCGCGCAGAAAUACACCGGAUCCAGCUGCCAGAGUCUUGGCGGGCAGGCGACAGCUGGCAGCGGACGCCGGCAGGCGUGGGCGAGGCGGACGAGGCAGCUGCUGCAGCAGAUGGCGGCGUCGUAUCAAGCAGGCUUCAAUUCACGGCGCCAGAUCACAUCUGCGGCAUGGUGUUCGUGCCGCCCCACCUGGCAGCCGUCCUGCAGGCGGGAGGCGGCGGUGCCGGGCAGCAGGGCGGAAGCGGUCAGGGCCUACAGGGCCGCCGUGCUGCAAACCAGGGCUGCCUGGUCUUCUGCACGCCGUUGGCCGUGUACCGCCUACCGCUGCCGGCCGCUGGUCCCUCCUCCCGAGCGCACCAUGCACAACGGCGACAGCCGUCGCAGCCGCAGCUCCAGGCGCAGCUGCUGGCCGGGGUAGAAUGGGCCAGGGGUCGCACGGAUGGGCCGCCGACAGUCGCGCGCUUUAAUAACAUCCGCGGCCUAGCAGUGGACGCGGAGGCCAACCUAUAUGUCACCGAUGAGUGUGAUGACGACACGGAUUGCGUGCGCCGCGUCUCCUUCGCCGACGGAACUGUAACCACGCUGGUCACCGAGCUACCCGGCCCCUUCUGGUGGCCCACGGUUCUUCCGAACGGCUACCUGGCGGUUAGCUCCCACGAGGACGGGCUCCUGAUCGAUCUGGGGCUACAGCCCCUCCUGCCGCCGUGGCCGCCGGUGGUGGAGGCGGCGGCGGGUCCGCCGCCGCGCAGCCUGCCCGGCGACCUGGGUGCGCUGCUGGAGGAUGCGCAGCAGCCCGGGGGCGGCCUCAUGUCAGACCUCGUUGUCCGUGUGGGCGAGCGCCGCUUCCCCUGCCACCGCCUAAUCCUGGCCGCGCGCUGCGACUACUUCAAGCACCGCCUGCUGGCGCCCGACGCUGGCGGCGGCGGCGGCGACAGCGGCGGCGGCAGCGGCAGCGGUUGCGGCAGCAGUUGCGGCGGCUUUGUCGACGCGCGCGAGGCAGAGGUGGAGCUGCCGGACGCGGACGCGGACGUCUUCGCGCUGCUGCUGCGCUGGCUGUACACGGGUGCUGCCGACAUCCCGCCUCAGCAAGCGCGCGCGCUGGCAGUGCUCGCGGACCGGCUGCUCCUCCACGACCUGUGCGCCGCCUCGCAGGCUGUGGUGGCGAGCUCGGUGUCCGCCGCCACUGCUGUGGACUGCCUGCUGUGGGCGGCGGGCGCUGCCGAGGCGCGCGGCGGCGCCGACGGCUGCUUUGGCUGGCUGCUGGAGGAGCUGAAGGGCUGGUACGUGGAGCACCACGAGGAGGUGAAGGCGGAGGCGGACGAGAGCCGGGAGCGACUGGCGAUCGAGGCGCCGCUACUGGCGCUGCGGCUGGCGGAUGCGGUGUUGGAGCGGGUGGGCUGGGAGCGGUCGGCGGCUGCUGCGGACCGCAAGCGGCGGCGCGCGUAGAUGCCGCACAGGAGAUAGGGCCGUGAGGUAGGGCUGCAAGUGCUUGAUCAGUACGGCACGGGUGUGGGUCUCGGCGGGUGUGCACCCGCAUGCCGCCGCAUUCCCCAACCGGCUGGCAGGUGGGGCUGGGCACGGCAGGGCUUUGUCCGGCUGUAUGUGUGAUGAAACGGGUUGCGCAGGAUGCGGCAUAUGCUGGAAUGGCGUAUAAAGAGUUGUAAUAGAGUGGAAUGGCGCAGCAGGAGUGUGUGGGUUUUACUCGCGCAGGCUGUAUGUAGCUUACUUGGCACCAGACGUGGGAUAUAGAGAGAUUUACCGCAGCGAUGUGCGUGCAGUAUACUUGAAGGGUGCCUGGGUGCUUUGAACUUGAAGCGAACAGAAGCAAUGAGCAUGAGAUGAGAGCACAGUGGGGCUUGAUGCAAUGCGCGAUGAGAGGCGGGGCUAGGAGCACGAGCACGAGGCUGUGUGACUGUCGCCUUGCGCCUGUGCCCGGCGCAGUACAGUAUUGCCGUACCGGAUGGAUGCUGUCUGGUGCGCUUGGGAGAGACUGCUGCCAAACGAGAGGCGACAUGUUGGUGGUGGCGCGCGCAGCUGCUUGAUUGCGCAGCAGGACGCAGUCAUGUAGCAACCAUGCAAUGGAGGGAUGAUGCGGGAAUAAAUACAGCGGCACGCCCAUUGGGUGGAGACCGAUGCAUGGCUGAGCUGCGGGUAUAUGUGCGGAGUAGAGGCCUGGUGAAGGUGAAGCAUUGUGUCGCAACAGUCAGGCUGCUUGGCUCAGCUUGGUUUGGCACAUGUUUGGGACUUUCGAGGUGGUAGCCUGGCAGGAUGAGGACACGGAUUGGACUCAACACACAUGCUCGUGUGCCGGUGAUGUUACUGUUGUCAC